Limulus polyphemus (Atlantic horseshoe crab) is the source of this 882-nucleotide messenger RNA. Its product is annotated as Down syndrome cell adhesion molecule-like protein Dscam2. Bases 177 to 860 code for a protein of 227 amino acids. The record is from RefSeq and is a predicted model, not a curated record. Lineage: Eukaryota; Metazoa; Arthropoda; Merostomata; Xiphosura; Limulidae. The transcript is spliced from 4 exons. Gene Ontology annotation, biological process: dendrite self-avoidance; homophilic cell-cell adhesion; axon guidance. Gene Ontology annotation, molecular function: cell-cell adhesion mediator activity. Gene Ontology annotation, cellular component: axon; plasma membrane.
UUACCAAAGGUAUUGCUUCGAGAAGCCAUGUUACCGAGAUGCCCUUCAGAUAAUUGUAUUUUAAUAUGUGAUUAAGAGAAUGAUGAUUUAUAUCGGAAUUUCAAUAUACAUAAACAGAUUUUUAACAAAAGGUCAAGAAAUUUCUCUGUAAAAGUGGACACUGUGUGCUACAAUUCAUGCGUUUUACUUUAACAAUGAAGCCACCUUCGUCUGCAAGAAGUGGAUUACCAGCACUAUUCCUUCUGUCCUGUCUUGUGAGCUGGUCAUCUUCGGAAGACGUUGUGAAAAUUCGACCAUUUCAUUUUCCUAAGUUUGUGGAAGAAGGCGAAGAAGUUCCAAUAGUUUGUGGACUAAGAGAAAGAGACGAGGAUGUCAAAUUUUCUUGGUUUAAAGACUGUUUCUUAUUAGAGCCUCAAAAAGGAGUUAAAAUUCUGUCCACUGGUGAGUUUUCUGUACUCACCAUCACAGACGCCAACGGUCAAUCGUCGGGGAAUUAUACCUGUAAAGCUGAAGUCUCCACUGGAAGAGAUGACCACACAGCCGAGCUCUUAGUCAAAGGACCUCCGUCGUGGCGUUCGAAGCCAUCAGAUGUCUCUGCCAAUCUUGGUGAUAGGGUGAAAUUUCCUUGCGAAACGUUUGGUUUUCCAAUUCCCAGAAUAACGUGGACGAACGAGAAUGGUGACUUGUGGGAAAUGGAACCAGAAAAAGAAACACCAACUCGUGUCCACGUUAUCAAAGAUGGCGCGUUUGUCAUAGAAACUGUUAAGGAAGAAGAUGGCGGACUUUAUACGUGUAAAGCCUCAAAUGGCAUUGGAGUAGGGUUACAGAAAACUAUACGACUGAAUAUUAUAGGUGAAUAAAGGCUUUACCACUGAUUCUUGU